This is a messenger RNA of Zonotrichia albicollis (white-throated sparrow), 3844 nucleotides long. The record is from RefSeq and is a predicted model, not a curated record. NCBI's taxonomy places the organism in Eukaryota, Metazoa, Chordata, Aves, Passeriformes, Passerellidae.
CCGACAGUGUCGCAAAGGGCUGUCCAUUGCCGGCAAUGGCGGCGCGCCCGGAGCGAGCGGGGAUGGGCGGGAGUGCCACGGGGGGCUCGGCACGGAUACACACCGCGGGAUUACAGCGCCGAUCCUAACAGCGCUGUAACCCGGCUCUCAGCAACGCCUACGGCCGGGGGAGCCGGGCAGGGAUCGAUCGGACUCCUCUGCCCUAAGUGCAAUCCCAACAAGCGCUUCCUUUUAAUCAUUUACUUCAAGGGCUUUGCUUUUGUUAUCUCGCCAUCCACUUCCGAUAAAACCAGUUAAGGCAGGCUCUUUUGGAGAGAUCAAAUUUAUCGAUCCAACAGCUGACAUUCAAAAGAAUCCCAGCCAGAGGAAUUUGUCUAGGAAGAGAAAUAAAAUUUCAUCAUGCGAAUGCUCCCAAUUUGCUUGGUUUUCUUUUGUCUCUUUUGUCUUUGUGGAUCAGAGGUUAAACCUGCCCAGCCCGCUGAGCAAGACAACUACCUCAUAGAAGAAUGCUUGGGCAACAAAUACACCCACAAGUCCUGUAAGAAAGUUUUUUGUCAGCCAUGGGAACGAUGUGUGGAGGGAAAGUGCCUGUGCAAGCUCCCGUACCAGUGCCCAAAGAACGGCUCUGCAGUUUGCUCUAGCGGUGGCAAGAACUUCCGUACCUACUGCCAGCUGAAGAGCUACGAGUGCCAGCAGCCCAAAGCAAAGUUUCUGCACAGGGGAACGUGCAAGCCUGAAGAAACAUUUUCAGUCUCUCUGGGUCAUGGAGAUUCAAGUUUGCUUCGAGUAAAACCCAUGAAUCACAAGGAGGACAGUUUUGUGUGUGCUAGUGAAUGGACUAUGAAUGAAGCAAACGUGGCUUGCAGGCACCUUGGCUUUGAAUUAGGUGCUGAAUAUUACCAAGUCACUUCCAGCAUCACAGAAUCUGCCUUAAAUUCAUUAAACUGUCUGCAAAUAAGUUGCAGGGGCCUAGAGACAAGUCUUGCUGAAUGUCACAUAGAGAUGAAAUCAAGAGAUAGUAAUGAGGGACUGGUUAGCCUGCAGUGCCAUGAAAAUCUCAGAGUUUGUUCAGAUGGGGAGUUUCACUGUGUCAACAAGAAGUGCAUUUCUCUGAAUAAAACCUGUGAUGGGAUCAAUGACUGUGGAGACCUGAGUGAUGAACUGUGCUGUAGAGAGUGCAGAGAAAACAGCUUCCACUGCCGGUCAAACAUCUGUAUUCCAAAUAAGAGUGUCUGCAACAAAGAAAUUGACUGCCUCACAGGAGAGGAUGAAGCUGGAGCUAUCUGUGCAGGCAAAGAAGAAGAUGCUGAAAAUAACAGUAUGGACAAAGAAAGAAAAAUGAUAAAGACACUUCUUCCCCAAGUGCACUGUGGUGUUAGGAAUCACACACUAACUCGACGGAAAAGAAUUGUAGGUGGAGAGAUUGCUGGAAAGGGUGAAUUUCCUUGGCAAGUGGCAAUUAAAGACACCAGCAAUGAAGGUUCCACAGUGUUCUGUGGAGGGGUUUAUAUUGGUGGCUGUUGGGUUCUGACUGCUGCUCACUGUGUCAGGGCAAAUCGGGUCCAUCUCUACCUUGUCUGGGUUGGAAUGUUGAACACAAUAGCGUAUGACAAAGAGAUAAAUACUUACAAACUAAACCAAGUGAUAAUUCAUGAAAACUACAAUGCAUCAACGUACGAAAAUGACAUUGCUCUGCUGGAGCUGAAAGGUUCUGGGCUCGGAGAAUGCUCCCUGGAAGAGACCAGCAUACCUGCCUGUGUCCCCUGGUCAGAGUAUAUGUUUAAGACUGGUGACAGAUGCAAGAUUUCUGGAUGGGGACUAGAGAAAGGUUACACAAAACAAUUUAUCCUCAAGUGGGGAAAUGUUAAUUUAUUUCACAAUUGUUCUGAAUUGUAUCCAGGACGAUUUUUUAAAAAAAUGGCAUGUGCAGGUACUUAUGAUGGCUCCACAGACAGCUGCAAAGGUGAUUCAGGAGGGCCCCUGGUGUGCUUUGAUGCAGAAGACGUGGCCUACGUGUGGGGCAUUGUGAGCUGGGGUGAGAACUGUGGCGAGGCUGGUCACCCUGGCGUGUACACACAGGUUGCCAGCUAUUAUGACUGGAUUAGCCACCAUGUAUCAAGGGGGCUCAUUUCACGGUACAAUAUCUGAAGCUCAGAAAAUUCAAUGCUUCCUGCGUAUCACCUAUGUAAAAAUAGUCCUUUUCUACAAUCAGCUGUCACAUAACUUAGCAACAAUCAGUACAAAUCUUCCAGGAAUGCAUUUUGAAAAUUCUUAACACUCUCUGAAUAUCGCAUUUUUGCAGAGCCUGUGGGAAAAGAAUUUUACAGGCACAAGUCCACUGCAAAGGUCUCUAAUAAAAGCAGAUAUUAAAAUAUUUUUUUCUUGUAAUAUUAUUUUUUUCCACUUUUACCAUUGCAUUUCAGUUGUUGUUUAUUUAGCUAAAAGGGAUAAUGAUACUGGAAGCAGUGGUUGGAAAAUGACUGCACUGGCAAGUGAACUUCACAGAAAGGACAGCAGCCAGCCUGCUUAAAAGAACUUGCAUCAUCUCGAGGUCUAAGUCACCAGAAAUCCUCAGCAGGCUGCCUGGCUUGGCACUUGAUUCUUUAGGUUUAUUGCAGAAGAAGACUUCAGUCCACCUAUUAAUCAACAGAUUGCCUAUGACCAUGAGAUUUGUUGCAAUGCAACAAUUGCUCAAAUAAUAAAUAUCCUUGAUAGUUUUUCCAUCUACAAACUCAGACAAUUACUAUCUAGUCAAUAUACAUCAUCUGAUCAUCUAGCCUGGGGCAAUUUUUGUAGUUCUUAAGUUUUAUUAAUUUAACAGCAGCUGGUCACAAACAACAAAGGAAUUUUGAAACUUAAAUAUUCAACUUAAAUCAAUAGCAUCUUGACAUCUUAAGAUCUCUAUGUAUGUAUUUAUAUUUCAGGUAUCCAACAAAAUCUCAACACCAGAGUUUUACUCUACACACUAUCACACACUCUAUGUGCAUCUGUAUUCUUAUAUACAUACAUUUUAUAUAGCAAUAUAAACAUGUAAAAAGACAAUACCUUAUACACAUAGAUUUAAUUCUACAAAACCAUGUAGCAGACACAAAGUUAGACUUCUUGCUGUCAUAAAGAAAACAUCAGGCUAUACACAAUACCUUCUCAUUCAGCAAGAGCUGCUCACAAAAAGUGUGCACAAAUUCUUUUUGAAGCAGUAGAAUUUGAUUUGUGGAUUGGUACCCUCAACACAAAGCUCACAUAGCUCCAGCCAGUUGUAUGAAAAUGAUCAAUAGCUUUAGAACAUUUUUCACUGUAUUCUGAUGACAAAUACUUUCAAUAUCUAUUUCACUUUAUUUCUCUAAAUUAUCCUGCUGAAUAAAUUGCAUAUGUUCACACAACACAGUUGUUGUGGUGCUAUUUCUUCUAUAAUUCGGCACAGUCUGACAACAACAAUUUUUACAUUUUUAUUGACUUUUCUUCAUCUUCCAGACUUGUAAAAACCCCACAUCAGCAUGACUGUGGUGUAAAGACACCAUCGGUCACCAAAAUAACUAAAGUAAGGGCAUGAAUUCUUUCUCUUAACAAACACACACACCCUCAACAAAGUUUGCUAUUUAGGAAAGCUUUUAAGCACAUUCCUACACAGAAAUUAUUUUGCUGAAUCAGGGUCUUGGUAAAGAAAUCCUAAAAAGGGAAACACUGGAGAGAUGUACAAAGAGCUCCCUCUUUUGUCUGACUUAAUUUUUGUGUGAAAAACUUUUGCCAUCAAUUUCAUUAGGUAAGUACACAUUAUAUUAAAUGCUGAGGUUGCCAAUUAAAAUAAAAUAAAAUAAAAUAAAAUAAAAUAAAAUAAAAUAAAAUA